CCUCCAGGGGUUACAUUUUCUCACACCAAUAUCAAUAUUCUCUAAGCUUCCUCCACAUUUCAAUCUUCUCAAAUUAAACUUGUACCCCAUUAUCAUGGGUGUGUUCACUUAUGAAACCGAGUUCACCUCUGUCAUCCCACCACCAAGACUGUACAAGGCCUUUGUCCUUGAUGCUGAUAACCUCAUCCCCAAGAUUGCCCCACAGGCUGUGAAGAGUGCUGAAAUCGUUCAAGGUGAUGGAGGUGUUGGAACCAUCAAGAAGAUCCACCUCGGUGAGGGAAGCGAAUACAGCUAUGUGAAGCAUCAGAUUGAUGGACUUGACAAAGACAACUUUGUUUACAACUAUAGCAUUAUUGAGGGGGAUGCUAUCGGAGACAAAGUUGAGAAAAUCUCUUACGAGAUUAAAUUGCUGGCAUCUCCAAGUGGAGGUUCCAUCAUCAAGAGCACCAGCAACUACCAUUGCAAAGGUGAGGUUGAGAUCAAGGAAGAGCAUGUCAAGGCUGGAAAAGAAAAAGCUGCUGGUUUGUUCAAGAUCAUUGAAAACUACCUUUUGGGCAACCCUGAUGCUUACAACUAAAUCGAACCAUGAUACUAUGAUAGUGCUACUGCAUUAUAGUCUUCGUGUCCCGCUCCUUUUGUCAUUGGUGUGGCUUUGAUAUUUUUUUCGUUUACUUUUCAACCAAGAGUUUUGGUUUGCAUUUCGGUUUAUGGCGAAUUGUAAUGAUCAUAUUGGAUUUCAUUUACCCAAAUAAAGAAUAAAUUGUUGAUACUCUU
Messenger RNA from Rosa chinensis, 774 nucleotides. RefSeq names its product major strawberry allergen Fra a 1.07. Gene Ontology annotation, molecular function: abscisic acid binding; signaling receptor activity; protein phosphatase inhibitor activity. Gene Ontology annotation, biological process: abscisic acid-activated signaling pathway; defense response. Lineage: Eukaryota; Viridiplantae; Streptophyta; Magnoliopsida; Rosales; Rosaceae. Gene Ontology annotation, cellular component: nucleus; cytoplasm. The transcript has a single exon. Bases 95 to 577 code for a protein of 160 amino acids. The record is from RefSeq and is a predicted model, not a curated record.